Messenger RNA from Anas platyrhynchos (mallard), 9745 nucleotides. RefSeq names its product nuclear receptor subfamily 6 group A member 1 (gene NR6A1). The record is from RefSeq and is a predicted model, not a curated record. Gene Ontology annotation, molecular function: zinc ion binding; sequence-specific DNA binding; DNA-binding transcription factor activity. Gene Ontology annotation, biological process: regulation of DNA-templated transcription. Lineage: Eukaryota; Metazoa; Chordata; Aves; Anseriformes; Anatidae.
GUAUGGUACGGGGAGCAUAUCUGCUCAGCUGUCUUGUUUUAGGAUUGAGCAUUACAGAAGCCUAUUGCAGGUAGGUCCUUACAAAGCUUUCACCCUUCCUAACGCAGUGUUUUGAUGUUCACUGUGGAUUCAGGGGUUGGUUUUAAUUGUUCAGUCUUUGGGCAUGUGUGGCAGCAGUGGAGGAAUGUUUUCAUGCCUAGUUCCUUCACCUGCUUCCAUGUUCUAGGACGCUGCUGAGAUCCUUCCACAGAGCACGACCCCGUGGCCAGUGAGUCCUGGUUACUCUUCUCUCCUUCCCAGGGUAGCAGGAGAGCCGAGUCACAGCAAGCUCUGGGUGCAGCUGCAGCCCGGUACAGCAGAAGCUGUAAUGCUCUUCACAAAAUGAGACUUGAACACUGUUAAAUUCAUUAACCUUGAGGUUAGGGGGAAAACUGUUUUCAGAGCUCGCCACGUGUCUGUGCUUGCCCAGGAUCCGUCUGUCGGUGCUGGUCAUGCACCAGCUGCUGAAUUACAAGGGCACGGCGAAGAGGUCCGGUCGUGCUUCCAUUCUGAAGCACUGGGGGCUGGCACCUCUGGGAAUGCUGGCUAACCUACAGCCCGAUUCCUGGCAUCUUCCACAUGGCACGAUGUGCUGCUAGUUAUUGGUUGAGUCUUACUCUGGGUUGAUAACGCUUCAAAAAUCAGCAGCAUCUCUACCCUUGCAUAACGCUGCUCGACUCUACUUUAUGUAGGUAAAUGUGCUAGACUGAAGGGAUGGAUUUUUCUGAGGUGGUAUGCCAAGGACUCGUGUUGGCCAACAUUUUAUCAGUGAUCAAAAAGCAAAUAUAGGAUUUUCACUAAUGUACACACAGCACAAAGAUCUGCAGAAUGAUUAUGCAAUUGAUCUUUCAAUAUUGGAGCAGUCUGAGCUGCCUGCUGGGCCAUAUCCCAUUCAACCAGAGCGUGUUCCAGGUAAAUGGCGUGGCUGGGAGCAGGCAGCCUGCCUGCAGCGGGCACCUAAUGCUGACAGGCACUGGCUGCAGAAUGUCUUCAUGGGGAAGUGCCUGUCAUUGCAGUGCUUCAUCCAGAAAUGCUGAUGUGAUCCUCUGGGAGCUGGAGGUGGGCCCUUUGUGGUCACUGCCCAUCUUGUGCUGACAGUGCUGUGCUGGAGUGAUAACAGCGUGGUGCUGCUUGCAGCCCUGAUCGCCUAAAAUACGGGGAAUUGCCCCAAAAGAUCAGGGGAGCCUGGUAGUCCUGUCUUAGCUUAUUGAAAAGACUGAGAGUAAUUAUCUUGUUGGAUUGCAGCCACAAAAAGGAUCUCUUGGGUAGAGCUUCCAGCACAGACAGGACCCGGCGUUACCAGGCUGCCAGCUGAAGCUCUGAAUUCAGAUUAACAAUACAAAUUGAAACCAGUGAUUUCUUACUCUUGGUUACCCCUACAUCUUGUAGUGGUUUUUGCUCCCGCAUCAGGACAGAAUGCCUUUAAGAGAUGUGCCUUGUGAGUAGGGGCAGUGCUGUGCUCUGAAAUCCUCACCGUGCGGGCUGCCUGCCUGGUGCGUUGCAGAAGGCUUCUGGAAAUCCAGGCUGGGAGUCGCGGUACGGCUGGUGCCACAGCCACACGCGUCUCCUCUCCGCUCCGAUCCGUGUCUCAGGAGGCAUUUCAGGAAUCCCGUGACUUUUGAUGGCAUCAAUAAAUCAGACAGCACGCUGACAGAAUUUCCCUGGAAUGUAAACAGACAUUUAGGGGAACGUCUGUGCUUAGGGAGGGGAGCGCAGGUACAGCUCCCGCAGCACGCGGGGCGUUGAAGUGCCGUGCCUGCUUGCGGCUCUGUUGGUAAAUAGGAGCCCUGAGUGUUUUCCAUGCUAACAAAAAUAACUGUCAAUAUUUAUCACGAAGUGACCUUACUUCCCGCUCCUCUCUCCAAACAGCAUGUUUUCAGAGGAGAGGUGAGACGAGCAGCUCUGCCUGAUGUAGGGGAAAGGGGAGGAAUGUCUCUGUAUGGUAAAAUUGGCUGAUAAGGGAUAAUGAAUCACCUCUAACUCGGCUCUGCUCAGCAGUAGCUGAUCUGGAGAGCUGCAGGCUGCUCAGCCUCGCCUCAGUCCCUGGGAAAAGCAUGGAGCUGAUCCUCCCCAAGGAUGUUUCCAGGCACAGCUACAGAUGUGGAGCAGAUGAGUUCCUCUUCUCCUGUCCUUCCUGUGAACUCCAUGGGCAAUGACCGGGUUGAGCAGCGAACCUGCCUGAUCUGCGGGGACAGAGCCACGGGGCUGCACUAUGGGAUCAUCUCCUGCGAGGGCUGCAAGGGGUUUUUCAAAAGGAGCAUUUGCAACAAGCGGGUUUACAGAUGCAGCCGGGACAAGAACUGCGUCAUGUCACGCAAGCAGCGCAACAGGUGCCAGUACUGCCGGCUGCUCAAAUGCCUCCAGAUGGGGAUGAACCGGAAAGCAAUCAGAGAGGAUGGCAUGCCAGGAGGCAGAAACAAAAGUAUCGGGCCUGUCCAGAUAUCGGAGGAAGAGAUUGAAAGAAUUAUGUCUGGACAAGAAUUUGAGGGAGAGGCAAACAUGUCAUGGAGCAACAACGGAGACAGCGACCACAGCUCCCCUGGAAAUGGAGUUUCUGAGAGCAACCAGCCUUCACCUGUUUCUACUCCAUCUUCAAGUAGGUCUGUGGAGCUGAAUGGAUUCGCUGCACUCAGGGAUCAGUAUAUUGGGACGCCGGUGUCCAUGCACUAUCAGUACCUCCCGCACCUUUUUAGCUAUUCUGCUCACUCGGCUCUGAUGCCCCCGCAAGCGCGCAGCCUGGACCCCCAGUCGCACAGCCUGAUCAAUCAGCUGGUGUCAGCGGAGGACUUGCAGCCACUCGGCACUCCGAUGCUCAUUGAAGACGGGUAUAAAGUGACUCAGGCAGAGCUGUUUGCAUUGUUGUGUCGUCUGGCGGAUGAAUUGCUUUUCAGGCAGAUUGCUUGGAUCAAGAAGCUGCCGUUCUUCUGUGAACUCUCGAUCAAGGACUAUACCUGCCUGCUCAGCUCCACCUGGCAGGAGCUGAUCCUGCUUUCCUCGCUGACUGUUUACAGCAAGCAGAUCUUUGGUGACCUCGCGGAUGUCACCUCCAAGUACUCUCCCUCUGAUGACGAGCUGCACAGAUUCAGUGAAGAGGGGAUGGAGGUGAUGGAGCGGUUGAUCUACCUCUUUCGCAAAUUUAACCAGUUGAAGGUCAGCAACGAGGAGUAUGCGUGCAUGAAAGCCAUUAACUUCCUAAACCAAGACAUUAGGGGACUGACUAACGCCUCCCAGCUGGAGCAGCUGAACAAGCGGUACUGGUAUGUCUGCCAGGAUUUCACAGAGUACAAAUACCCCCAUCAGCCCAACCGUUUUCCGGAUUUAAUGAUGUGUUUGCCAGAGAUACGAUAUAUAGCAGGAAAAAUGGUGAACGUCCCGCUGGAGCAGCUGCCUCUCCUUUUUAAGGCCGUUCUACAUUCCUGCAAGACGAGCGCGAGCAAAGAGUGAGCCCAGCUUGCCCCCGACCCGUGCCUUACUCUGUGCCUCAGGCAGGGAGCGGGCUCACCUCGAGAGGAAGGGGGAAACAUGACCAGGGCAGGAGGGAAGUGCUGAGACGGGGCAAUGGGUGUCCCUGCCAUUGUAGCAAGAACCUUUUGUGUUUGUUUUUGUUUUUUUACUCUUUUUCCUAUAUAUUUAUUUCACGACAGAGUUGAAUGUAUGAUCUUCAACACGAUGCACAUGGUUCUGUAUGAAUGCAGCAGAUGCAUUCUCCAGCAGUUUACAGAAUGUGAAGAUGUUUAAUGUGACAGUGUUUGUUAGGGUUAGUUCUUUUGUAUUUUGGGGCUGGGGACUGAGAUGACUAAGACUACCUCAAGGAGAAGAUGCUGUUCACGCACUGCUCUUUCCGUGAUUUGUAUCCAAAAGCGUUUGUCGAAGAGCGCAAACUGCCUCACCUCACUGACAGAGCUGUUAGCAUCCCAAAUGGACAGUUUUGGAGACGUGGGUGUUAGAGAAGUGCCAAGCUUUAUUUUUGUUAUUGUUUAAGGAAAUUAAAAAAAAAAAAAAGAUGACAGGGAGAGGAAAAGAAGAAACAGUUUGUUUAGCCAGUUGGUUUUUCUUCCUCUGGCAGUUCUCAGCUACAAAUGGCAGUGCCUGCAGUUUCCCUGAAUUCUGCCCCCAGGAUUGCAGUGCUCCCAGGCCAAGAAGGGCUUGCAACCCCGUUCCCUCCUGGAGCUGCAGGAGUGUGAUCUGCACUCCGUCUCCAGCCUCACCAGCUGGCCUGCCACUGCUGCUGCUCCUUUCCAUUCGAUUGAAAUUGUGCUGUUGCAGGUCGUAGCUGGCCUCUGACAUUACAACAGCAAGGUACUCUCGUAGAGAGAGGGAACUGCAAAUAAUUUCUAAUUGCUUCCUUAACAUCCAUUUUACAUUCAUAAAAGCAGGAGAGAAGAGGCAGGAUUGCCCCUUUUAGUGUAUGCCCCCAAGGUGGUGGCUGACUGCUGGGGACACUUCUGCACUGCAGCAAUCAGAAGCAGCCUGUUUCUGGGACCAGCUGACCCCCCUUGUGGUUAAAUGUAACGUGCAUAAUGGUGACCAGGGACUCCAGUAUCCUCUGGCAUGCUUUCCUCUGCUGGACUUGGGGAGGGCAUGAUCCAUAGUUGUAUUCUGCCAGGACAGUUUUACUGCUCCGUGGAAUCCUUCUGCACCAGGAAAAAAUACUGUGAGUACAGUACUUGGGCAGCCGUUUGUCCCAGGCGUUGCAGGGCUGGGAUUUCCAUCUAGCAACCUCCACACCACUCCGCUGCAUGGAGAGAUGGUUUAGUGACAGCAGGUUAGCUGUAUGAGUAACUGCUAAGUCCUGGUGCUUAUCUAAAUUUGGGUAUUCUCAUAGGAAAUCUCAUGGCAUCCUGCCUGUGGUGGUGGUGGGGAGCGCAGGGGACAAGCUCCUGAUCUUUCAUUAACAGUUAACGUAGGAAGAUUCCCCUAGGCUGCCACGUUACCCGGCCUGGACUUCCUUCCCUCUAUCACUACAUAUAAUCUUCAGGUAACAAAUUGUUGAAUGCUGUUUUUAAAAUACUUUGGGAAGCAGCUUCUGUUGCUUCAGAGGAGGAGGAACCAGUCACUCCCUUUUUGUCUGGUCGUGGUAGCAGCUGUGCACGGCACGCAGUGAGUACUGCUCGGGAGUGAAGUUGCUGUGAGAUGAAAAUGAAAGUGGCGGUGAGCAGGAACGCCUUCACCAGUCGUCUUUCCUUCCCCUGCAUCCCAGAGGGUUCAGUUGCAACCCAGGAGACCCUGUGACCCACUGGCUUGGCACAUCUCUAGGUUAGUCAACGGCACUGCUGGGUGCUGGGCGCUGCCUGCUCCCUUCAGACCUCUCCUCGGAGGCGUGCUGUUGACUAGCAGUGAACCCCAUUGCUUUCUUUGUGAUUCUGUUGGGAAUCUUCCAGCUUGUCAGUUUCCCUUUUCUAAAAGUCCACUAGCUGCUCGUUUUUCAUUAUUUAAAUAUGAUGUUACGGGUAACAGCUGCUGGGACCAGCAGCAGUUCGGUUUGAUAGAGCUUCACAAAUCCAAAGGUGGUUCUGUAAAUCUCAUUUACUUUCUGAUUGUAAAAUGAGACAAGCACAUAUUUCUCAGGAAAGCCUUCUGCAUACAGCAUAUACCUCAAGUGUAAAUGGUAAGAGUUUAGUAUAUCUGUUUGUAAGUUAGAAAUUAUUUCUCAGCUUUUAAGUUUAAUUUCCAAAUAGCUUGAUAUGAUCUUUUUAUUACGGGUUAUCUUCUGGCUUGCUGUUUUAUACACUCAAGGAAUUGUUAAAUUGCAUAGCAGUAAUUUUAUUCUGUGAUUACUGAAUUCUUAUAAUCUGUUGAUGAAUGAGAGUUUGUUUUAAUUAGUGUACAUAGAAGUGGUCAUCCUGUUGCCAAAUACCCAACAAAAAUAACGUAUUUGCUAUUCUGUAUUUAUCCAAAAUACUCCCAAGACUAAUGCUGUACCAAAAACAACAACAAAAACCACACCUAAAUUCAGAUAAGAUGAUAAACGGUCAAGAAUGUUCUACUUUCUGUUACAUAACCAAAUUGUAUAAAGGCUGAUUGGCAGCAGUAUCUGUUAACAAAUAAUUGGUUUAUUGUAGGGAGUAAAGAAGCCUUACUACAUUGAGAAGUGAGGCAGAAGCUGAUGUACCAAACCAGAAUGUAACUCACUGGACAGUCAGUCGGAAUAUCUUCUGCACCAAGUCCUCUAAUGACUUGUAUUUUUUAAACAGGGUAAAGUGAAUGUGUUGCAUUGCAAACUCAGGUAUUAUAAGAAGGUAGGAACGUAGCUAGAAUGUAGAGACGUUAGGUCAGUCGCUAGAUGUAUUUGUGAAUUUGGUUUGAAGGACACCCUGGAAAGGUUGGAAUUUUUGUUCCAUUCUUCACGUAACAUUCAGUUUACAGGGACUCAUAUUUUAUUUGUGCUUAAUGCUAGUAGGGGGAAGUUCAUUAUCUUUGGUACCUAUCUGCUGUUGCUUAUCUGACCUUCUGUCAUAGAGGAAUCAAUCAACAAUAAUAGUCUUUGGUAGAAUUUUCUGCCAUGACAAGUCAAUUUUUAUCCCCGAUUUGAAAGAUAAAUUGGCUGACUGACCCCCUCCUCUCCUUCAUAGUAUUUGUGCAAAUAGAAAGCUGAAGAGUUACUUUUAAUCCGGACAGAGAUUCGGGACAUAAAUUUGAAAUGCCCAGGCUCCCGUAUUCCGAGGAGCUCUGUGUAGGUCUCUUAGUUGCUGUUUUGCAGCUCGCAGCUCAUCAGCCAGCACAGGGAACAGCGCAGGCACUGCUGCUGCAGGUGAUGGCGAUGAGUCUUCGCUCGAGUGGCAAGACCCCUGGGACCUGAACAAAAAAGCUCUUUGAAAACCUCUGCAUUUUCUUCCGAAGCUUGCCUUUGGGUCAAGCCUCUGUCACAUAAAUGGAGUCGUGACUCCACCGUGUGUGUCAGAGCAAGUUCUUGUCCUCAACGUGCCCCUAGAGAGGGCCGUGGGAUGGGGGCACUGCCAGGGUGCUCAGGGAUGCCCCGAACCUCUGAACCGGUGGGUUCUGGAGAUGGCCAAAUGGAUACGGCAGGGGCUAUCCCUACAGCCGCUCACACCCAUGCAAGCUCCUUUGUAAUUGCUGGCUGCGGGCAACCUUUCCCCUGUGCUGCCGUGGGCUCGGAGCGAGCCAGCGAGGGCACGCGGUGCCCGGGGAGUGCUGGUGUCACCAGGCUCCUGCUGCCCACAGAGCCGUGGCUCCAUCUGCUCCCGGCUGAGUGUGUGGGCACGGGCUGUGCCGUGGGCAGCAACAGGAGUGACCUGCAUGGGAGGUGAGCUGCAGGAACCCGUCCUGGGGGUGCUGACCACGCUGAGCCCCUCGCUGCCCGUCCUGCCCCCUUACAUCUGUGUGCCGACACGGACAAGGGCUCUGCAGCCGUGUGCACAGAACAGAAGCACAGCCAGCUCAGGUUAAUGAUUUUAAGUUCUGUCCUUCAAACCAACCUUUAAAAAAAAAAAAAAAACAACUAAAAAAAACCACUUGAAUUUCUUUUUAUUACAUUUUUUAAAACAACAAAAAAUUCUCCCGUGAAUGUGCUAUUUACCGAUCAUUCUUUCUUCUUUCUUGGUUUUGAUUUGAAGCUAUGAAGCUUGGUGUCUGUGAAAAUGUUAUUUCUGUAUUUCUCAGGAUAAUAAGCGGCAAUCAUCCCUGCCACAUAAAAGGCAGGAGAAAGGGGGAAACUUGGGGAACUAGUUUAAGUGUGAAACUAAUUUUUAAGUUGUAGAUGAUGUUUAAAUCGGGGGUAACGCGUGAGAUGUCAGUAUCAAGCUGUGGCGUUUCUCUGGGUUCUCAGUGUGUUGUUUGCAAUGCACAGCAGCUCAGGGAUAAGUAUUUAAAAUGGGACCCAGAGAAACCCGAGUUUUGAUGUUGCAACCGUUGCUUCUUUCAUGACUUGUCUGGAGGACUCCUUGAGACCUGAAUAGAGCCCCCGUACGGAGGUGUUGGGGGCAGAAUUCUGCUUUUCCUGGUGGGACGUUUGUUUAGGCCCCUCCGGUGGCUGUGGGGAACCCCCCAGGGAUGCGUGGGGCUGGCGUGGGGCUGGGGACCAAGCAGCAGCUCCCCCGGCAGAGCUGUGCCGUGCCUCUGGCUGGCACCCCGCAGCCCCCAGCUCUCAGCCCCCAGCUCUCAGCCCCCAGCCCCGCAGCAGCCCCACUGGGGUGGGCAGGGCGAAGCGUGCUGGGCCAGCCCCGUGGGCAGCUGCACGCCUUCAGCGGGCACGUCAUGUCCAAAGCAGUGUGUAAAUGUGCUGCAUCCUUUUGCCCUCAGUGCUCAACGGGUUCAGGUGCUCAUGGAACAGGAAAACGUGGGCACUUCUCUUGCUGGCAGAGCCAUUCCUGCUGUCAGCGUGUGGCUUAGGAAUGAGAGCGUUGGGUCUGCAGUUGGUACAGCUUCCUCCUCGUGUUUGCCAGGGCUGUAGGCUCAUUCAGCCUGGCUUAGAAGUGUCCUGACGUGUACAAGCGGCUCACCCACCUGCUGCUGGGGGUAUCAGAACGGCGCCAUCCAGCCCGCUGCAGCCACGGGCAGGGCUGGGCACAGGCAGAGCAGCAGCACGGAGCCUGGCAGCAGGUUUGUGGGGCUAAAAGCCACCUCCUCGGCUGUCCCAGCAGCCAGGGAGUGCACGCUGAGUAUAAACCAGCAGAGCAUAAAGCUGCUGAGGGCGGUAUAGGCGGUAUCUUCGCCUUGAAAGAAAAAAUUGAAAAGAAAAAAAAGAUUCUGUGCAGUUGACCUCUAACAAGUCUAUGAAAGAAGCAACACGGUUCAGUGGAAGAAAUGCCCCCAAGGGCAAAAAGAAACAGAAAUUGAAACCAGAUGACGAUCAACCUUAACAAAGCCUUUUGUGAUUCAUUGUUUUCUUUCGAUUUAUGAAAUGUCUUGUAAUAGUUGAUAACAUUAUUGACUCGAUUUCCAUAACAAAACUACCUCGUGUGACAUCCUGUUUAUCAUCUCAAAGGGAUUGUGAGAAAAACAAAAUGCUGCCAGUGUUUGUUGCUAAAGAGCAGGCUGUGUGAACGGCAGGAGUUCCCUGCCUCUUGGUGCCGGUAGGUGCACCCGCAGUGAUUUCUGACCUCACGUCCCCCGGCCACGGGCACCCCGGCUCGCGGGGGUCCUGCUGCUGUUCCUGGGACGAAGUGCCACGGGGGCACCAAGCUCCAUGUUCCUGCGGCACGGCGCAGACUGGCGCUGAUGGCCCAGGGCCUCCACAAGCCUGCACGUCCUGGCUGUGGGUCCUGAAGGAGCAGCUCCGGCCCGCUGAGUGGUGCUCGUCUUGGCCAUUGCUGCCUCCUGGGCUGGGUCCGAGGCCAGUUUGGUCCUGGGGCCUUUCCGCAGAUGCUCCCAGCAAUGGCUUCUCCCGGUCAAACACUGUGUUUUUCCCACGAUCCCUUGCCUAAAUCAGGGAAGCAGGAUGUUGCCUGGCAUGGCACGUUAGCAGCGGGGAGCUGGGGUCGGGUGCUGCGCCCUGGGGAGCGCCUGGUGGGAUCGGUGUCCCCGUCACCUUGCUGCACCCCAGGGGAUGUCCUCCCGGUGUGGCACGGUGCGGGGCACGGCGGCCCUGCUGCGGCGGCACCGGCACAGCUCCCUGCCAGCCCGGCCUGGCGCGGCUCUGCUGCCCCGCUCUGUGACUUGACUACCUGUGGAAAUGUGACCAAUAAGUGUUGAACGCAUGUGUAGCGAGUGUUAGCUGUAUGAACUAAUAAAUGUGAAUUGUUCUGCA